AUGAGUGCCAAUGAGGCAUCGCAACCAAAUUUAAAGAAUAAGGAGACAAAAGCGGUAAGUGACAUACUUCUGGCAUGCACUGUCUGCGGAACGUCUAAUGUGCUUCCAGCCAGCAGCGCCAACGUGUUAAAGGGGACAAAUAUGACGACGUUUUGCAAAACAUGCGGUGGCGCAACAAUUCAGCGAGUGGUAGUCUCAUAUUUAUUGGGAGACCCUUCCAAAGACUCGGUGGAUGUAUUGGCGGCGCCGGGAAAAAGCAGCGCUGAUUCUUAUUCUCAAGCCUCUGAAAUAGACAUGGACGAAAUUAUUUGGAGGCGGCUGCAGGAUGCAUUAGUCAACAGCGGCGUGAGUAUGGCAGAAUUUUUCCGUUGUGAUACAUCCACACGAGCACGUCUCAUUUCUGCGGUGGGAUUUAAUAGCGCUGAGAUACCACGACUUUUGGAGUUUGCAGAUGCCAAUGCCACGAGGAGUAUGUUAAGUAACGUGAUGGAACGGAUGCAAAAUCCUUUCGAAACGACGGCAGCAGCGACAUUAAGAAUAGGAGCCGUAGCAGGGGAGCAAGCAAUCAACCCCGGACCUAUGAAGGAGGCAAAGAAUAGAGCAUCUGCGGAAUUCCCUCGAAAUUCCGCUCAAGAUGAACGGACCUUUGUAAACACCCCACAUCACUCAGCACAAAUAGAUGGUUCGAUGCUGAGUCUAAAGAUACAGGAGGAUGGCACACUCAUCGCCCGUUGCUCGGUAUAUCCCCACCUACCCGCGGAAUUCUGGUGUUCCCUUUGUGGUGUAUUGGUUUCAAGUCGUUGCCACGUGUCAGGGAUUCAUAAGGAUCAUCCCUUUAUUACCCUGCGACAGGCUGCAGAGGCACAUGUACGUGAUCUCAGCACAUGGUCAGAACGUUGUCGAAAUCAGCUGAACGUCGCCAAUACCAUUAUUUCAAAUCUUCAGCAUGGAAGGGAUGUUUUGAAUGAUUCGGCUAAACACGAGGAGGAGGCAUUGGACAGGCACUUUGAGGAGAUUGUUCAAGGACUUACUCAAUGGUGUCAGGGACUCAAAUCGAGUAUGCGGUUGCAGAUUGAUGCCCAGCUAGAAAAUAUUAAUGUGGCAAUAAAAAGAACCAACAAAGUUAUAGAAUAUUACGCUGAGCGACUGAAGAGAUGUGAUCCCUUAUUACAGUCCAUACCACCCAUGCAUCAGGUAGACAAGAAGUCGGAGGAUUGGUCCCUGCGUGUGAUGGAUCUUGUGAGUCAACUCAAGACGGCAAGUCAAGAGCCAAUCCCCAUGCCACGGAUUACCGUGCCCGAAGUGAAAUCUUUUGCGACUGUGACAACUUACAUGGAGUUAUUGAAAGCAGUAAGUGUUCCCGCGGGUAUUCGUAUACCGGAUGUUUUGGAUACAGGGUAUCUGAAUUUUCCCACCCCUUCUGUUUUGGGACGAGAGACAUUUACACUUGACGUUCCCAAGGAUGCCAAGACGCGCGGUAUUCUUAUCUACAGUGGUCGUACUCUGACGAGAUCGCAGGACAUUACACCCACCCCACUCACUUGUGUGUGCGUCACAAAUCUUUUAUACGGGGAUCACUGCAUGGGAAGUUCACGUGGACCGUCUUGGCGCUGGACCGGGUCGAAUCCUUGCAGGUGUGCUUAUGGCAGGAACGGAUGGUGA
Trypanosoma cruzi is the source of this 1662-nucleotide messenger RNA. RefSeq lists its product as uncharacterized. The transcript has a single exon. Gene Ontology annotation, molecular function: ubiquitin-protein transferase activity. NCBI's taxonomy places the organism in Eukaryota, Euglenozoa, Kinetoplastea, Trypanosomatida, Trypanosomatidae. Bases 1 to 1662 code for a protein of 553 amino acids. Gene Ontology annotation, cellular component: nucleoplasm; chromatin. The record is from RefSeq and is a predicted model, not a curated record. Gene Ontology annotation, biological process: positive regulation of DNA-templated transcription.